Messenger RNA from Sturnus vulgaris (Common starling), 1377 nucleotides. It is a transcript of the gene DCP1B, whose product is annotated as decapping mRNA 1B. Gene Ontology annotation, molecular function: mRNA binding; enzyme activator activity. Gene Ontology annotation, cellular component: P-body. Lineage: Eukaryota; Metazoa; Chordata; Aves; Passeriformes; Sturnidae. Gene Ontology annotation, biological process: positive regulation of catalytic activity; deadenylation-dependent decapping of nuclear-transcribed mRNA; deadenylation-independent decapping of nuclear-transcribed mRNA. The record is from RefSeq and is a predicted model, not a curated record.
AUGAUCAUGAAUUCUGCUAAUAACAAGGAAGUGGAUAUCUUACGGAUGCUUACCAAGGCCAAAGAUGAGUAUACCAAGUGUAAGACCUGCUCAGAGCCAAAACAAAUAACCAGUUCCUCUGCAAUCUAUAGCAACCCCAACCUAAUCAAACCCAUUCCAGUGAAGCCCAGCGAGAAUCAGCAUCAGCGAAUCUCCCAGCAGAGCAAGGGUGUGGAUCCUGAACCGCAGCACUUGUCUUUGACAGCGCUGUUUGGCAAACAGGACAAGGCAGAUGUCUGCGAAGCACUCAGUAAGCAGCACCAGGAGAGCCUCCCUGUCCGGCAGGGUGUGGUUCGCUCGCUGUCCUACGAGGAGCCCAGCAGGCACUCCCCGUGUGCGGAGAAGCAGCUGUGCCCCGCCAUCCAGAAGCUCAUGGUGCGUGGCACAGAGCUCCAUCCCCUGGCUGAGUUCCCCGAGAGCCGUCUCUGUGAAAAUGGCAGCGUCCCUCCCGUGGGGGACACUUUGACAGGGCUCUUCCAGCCUGUGACUCCCCACGGCAUGGCAACGGCUCACGGAGCUCAGGACGCUGCUGGCACUCAGAGCUUGCUGCAGAAGUUGCAAAGUCAGUCAGGGUCGGUGACUAAAGUGGAGCCCAGUGGCACAGGACCUGUGAACUCAACAGUUUCCGUGUUCAGCAGGACUCCUGCUCCUGUUGGAGCACCAGCAGCACCAGUAAAUAACAUGAGCCAGCCCCCUCUGGUGUAUUUCAAUGGGUCCCUACCAGGCCAGACUUUAGAGGCUCAGACACUUGGUAAAGAACAAUCCAAACUUCCAAGACAGCCACUUCCUCUCUCUGGCAGUCAAACAGCCAAUUCUGGGGUGAUUUCACCUCAAGAAUUAUUGAAAAAACUCCAGAUAGUGCAACAAGAACAGCAGCUCCACGUAUCCAGCAGACCAACGUUGGCAGCUAAGUUCCCAGUUGUUACCCAGAACACCAACACCCUGAAACCACUGGAUUCCUGGGUGGAAAAGGCUCCAGGCACAGAAAAACAGAGUGCUCUCUUCCAGGUCAUGUCCCCCCAGCGCAUUCCUGCCACUGUGACCCCCACGCUGCUGAUGUCGCCCAUGGUGUUCAGCCAGCCCACGCCCGCUGUCCCCAAAGGCGCUGAGAGCGGGCGCUCGGCAGCAGCGAACCCCGAGCCCGCGGCCAGCUCGGCCAGCCUGCUCCUGUCCCUGCCGGCCCCCGAGGCUGCCGUGGCCAGCAGCCCCUCCAUCACCAAACUGCAGCUGCAGGAAACGCUUCUGCACCUCAUCCAGAAUGAUGACAACUUCCUAAACAUUAUUUAUGAAGCAUAUCUCUUCAGUGUGAGGAAGGCAGCAAUGAAAAAGUCUAUGUGA